AUGAUCCUCCUCAGACUAGUUAUGGUUGUCCUUGCUGGUUAUCCGCUCUAUCAGGAUGAACAGGAACGCUUCAUCUGCAAUACAUUACAGCCUGGAUGUUCCAAUGUGUGUUAUGAUAUCUUCUCCCCAAUGUCCCACAUGAGAUACUGGCUGAUUCAGACUCUGAUGGUCUUUCUGCCCUAUUGCUUGUUCAGUGUCCAUGUCAUACACAAAGUUCUGGCAUAUAUGGGAAAUACAAAUGAUCAGUGCAGAAAAAGUUCCUCCUCCACUUAUCAUGGAGUGGGCUUGCAAAUGGAAAUACUUGAUUUUUCUUGGGCUUAUUUAGUUCAUGUUCUGCUAAGGAUUUGCCUAGAGGUUGGCUUUGAUGCUGGUCAGUAUUUUCUUUUUGGAAUUAUAGUUCCAAGCAGAUUCAGCUGUUCCCAUUCUCCCUGUACCAGCAGCGUUGACUGCUACAUCUCAAGACCCACUGAAAAGUCUCUUAUGAUGAUUUUUAUCUGGGGAACAGGAAUCAUCUCUCUGAUUCUGAGUUUGGUGGAUCUGAUUGGAGUCUGUCACAGAAGACGAAGGUCAGACAAGCUUAAAAAACAGCUUCUCCUUCUGGAAAAUGAUUCUCUAAAAGGGGGUUGUUGUUCAGAUACACCUCCACAUGCAAAGUUAGCUGUCACGCCAGAUCAAAUGAUUGUGUAUCCUGAUUGUCCCCUCACACAGCCUGGAGAAAAGAAACGAGCAAGUUAA
Molecule: messenger RNA, 735 nt
Organism: Staurois parvus
Lineage: Eukaryota; Metazoa; Chordata; Amphibia; Anura; Ranidae
Source: the annotation of a GenBank genome assembly